Salpingoeca rosetta is the source of this 1061-nucleotide messenger RNA. RefSeq lists its product as uncharacterized. The transcript is spliced from 2 exons. NCBI's taxonomy places the organism in Eukaryota, Choanoflagellata, Craspedida, Salpingoecidae. The coding region runs from base 90 to 1061 and encodes 323 amino acids. The record is from RefSeq and is a predicted model, not a curated record.
ACCAACAACAACUGCGACGAUGAGGACUUUGUUGUCGCAUCUGAGGAUGAUGCAGCAGCCCUGGUGGCAGAGAUGGAGGAUGAGGAGCGAUGACACCUGCGCAAGAAGGCAAAGAGGCAAGGGGCGGCGCCUGCUGCUGCUGCUGCUGUGAAGGUGAAAAAGAGGACCCCGAAAUACCUGCCACCCGAGGAGCUGUGGAUGGAGACAUGCGCCAUUUCCGGAAGCUGCGAGGCCGUGGAGCGCUGUCCGAGCGCGAGUGUCCCCUGGUGCUGCACCUGCACACGUUUCUCAAGCACGAGCACGAGAUGGAGAGAGCAAGGAGGAAGGCGGCACGCACAGGUGGCAAGAUGGCAACAAGAGACGCCAUGCUUGGGUGUUCAGCGGCAACGGUGAGGCAGCUGCUGAGCAAGUGGAAUCGGAUGAAGCGGGAGGCUGGCAAGCGCCCCAACAGCCUCAACAUCACCAACAACCGGGGCACAAGCGCAAAGCCACAGCGUGUCCCGUCCACGGGGCGCGUGACCAGGCUUGUCAGAGACUUCACCACACAAGCGCAGAGCAGCGGCCGGGUCAUCAAUGCCACGCAACUCACGAAGCACCUCAUUGAGAGCGGGGUGCUGUCUGUGAAGGUGAACCCACUCACGAGCCAGCCGGAGCACAGAGACCUCCAGGCCGCAAGGAGGGCCACACAGCGGUUCUUGGUGCGAUUCGGAUACUUGCAAACUCAGGGUAGGGAUGAGAGAAAGGCACGACCGACAACCCAUCUCGACAAGCUCGCCGACUAUCUCCACACCUUGUUCAAGAUCCGCAACCAAAAAAAAAAAAAAGCGGUGUAUCUGGACGAAGCGUACGUGCAAGCAGCAACCAACGACAGCUCUGUUCGGCUGUCCACCCACGAUCCCAGUCACCAAACAGAUGCUGCUGAGCACGUGAAGAUCACGAAGACGAACGGCCCUCGCAUGCGUGUUGUGCUGGCCAUUCAGAACCGCGACCCACGCUCCGCCGACCCCUCGCAGCCGUGCACACCGCAGCAGCAGGCAGGCAUUGUUGACGGCACAGCAUGA